GCCAUCCUGAAACGGAGCACACACGCCACAAAAUCAACAGCACGCGCGUGUCACUCGCGGGUUCGUCAGUGUCCGAGCGGAGUGACCCGUAGGGCUCAAUAAAAAGCAUCCAACCAGUGGGUCGGUGGCUCUAGUUGCGAACAAAACGUGUAACCUGCUGGAGGUGACGAAGGGCCACGUGUUUUUUAUGUGGGAAUAGUGUUUAUUUUUGUUUAGUUUUUGCGAAAUUUACCAGUGAGUGUACCAGUGUGUAGGAGAAACGGUUCCACCAUGGCGAUGGCUUCAAUUCUUCCCGCAUCUUCUGGCGUAGGUGCAGAAAGUGAUCGUGUUCUCAAAUCCAUGGAUGCCAAUCGGUACGCGACGAAGAAAACCAUUGCCCAGGGCAUGCUGGACAUUGCGCUACUAACGGCCAACGCAUCGCAGCUGAAGUACAUCCUGCAGGUGGGCGAAAAGCACGAGUUCUACGGUCUGAUGCUGACGCUAAUCAGCAUCUCGAUCAUACUGCAGGUCAUCAUGGGAGUGUUAAAUCUAAGUCUCAGCCUGAUGCGCGACUGUCGACUGCAUUUACCCGAAUAUCAUCGAUCGGCCAACGUGAUCAAUUACAUCGUCACCGGUGCUGCGGUACUGGUUGCCAUGGUGAACUUAAUGAUAUCCGCCUUCGAUCCAAAGAUUCUGAAGUAUACGCUCGAAUAAAAUCGUACCAUUUCUCAUGGGGCGUAGCGUGUAUAUCCGUAUAUCCGUGACUUUUUCUUCCCCGCCAAGCCGAUUAUUGGUCAAUCGGUCAAGCGUUUGAUGUACUGCAUAUCAAGCAGAUUGUGUUCUUCCCUCGAGGGAGAUUCCUAAUUAUCUUGCGUUUGGACAAAGGCCUAGCUAUCCCUACGUCAUAGUGUGACGAACGUGACUAUUGCGUGAGAUGAUUAGAAGUUCUAUUCAAUUGAUUUGCUAUCGAUUUUUCAUGGAAAUCGUGGUGUUAUUUGAUACUGUGUUGCUUUGUGUCUUUAGGACUACUUUUGGGCAAGAGAUGUUCUGCUCCGGUAGUAUUUGUGUAACACAAUAGCGCGUUUUAGGCUACUACAACACGUGACCGGAAAUGUGGAAGAUCCGACACCACGUAUGUCAUUGCCACAACCAUCGCACGGCCUCAUUAUCACCUCCUUCCCUUCCACCCUAGCAAUCAUCACUUCCUUUCCCGCAAAUAACCCCUAACACCCCAUCUCCUUCACCGAAACAUGCUUUAUGUUUCCCCAUCUCUCUCUCUCUUUGUCAUCUCUCUGUAUUCCUGCAGAUGCUUGUCGGCAUACUGUUUGUGGUGAUCGGUAGCUUAAACAUCAACCGCAAACCGGACCAAACGGCCGCCAUCGUACUGAACGAUGUUAUCCUG
Anopheles merus is the source of this 1381-nucleotide messenger RNA. Its product is annotated as ninjurin-2. Bases 271 to 693 code for a protein of 140 amino acids. The transcript has 3 exons. Lineage: Eukaryota; Metazoa; Arthropoda; Insecta; Diptera; Culicidae. Gene Ontology annotation, biological process: tissue regeneration; cell adhesion. The record is from RefSeq and is a predicted model, not a curated record. Gene Ontology annotation, cellular component: membrane.